AUGCCAAGCAGCCACCAAGCCGGUCCAUCAACGAUUACGAAGACCGGAGUGCUCCCACUUGGCUCAACGAACACUUUGGCGAGCACGUUGAAGAAUGGAAGAGAUGCACUUGUUGAAGAUCCAGAAGCUGCAGAAGGCUGGGUGGUGGCAGCAUUGGCAGCGGCAGCGAUUUUCGUUCUAUUCAUGGCCGCUCGUCUUUGCUUGCUCUAUAUGAGAAAAUUCCCAGUUAAAAAAAGCGAUGACGAGCACGAAGCUCAGCCAAUCUCAGAGCUCAUUAAUCGAAGCGGAAUUUCAGCGGGCGGAGGUGGUAAGCGCGGAGGUCGAUACUCGGUUGCU
Mesorhabditis belari is the source of this 336-nucleotide messenger RNA. The record is from the annotation of a GenBank genome assembly. Lineage: Eukaryota; Metazoa; Nematoda; Chromadorea; Rhabditida; Rhabditidae.